Molecule: messenger RNA, 1599 nt
Organism: Puccinia graminis f. sp. tritici CRL 75-36-700-3
Lineage: Eukaryota; Fungi; Basidiomycota; Pucciniomycetes; Pucciniales; Pucciniaceae
Exons: 4
Coding region: 1-1599 (532 amino acids)
Cellular component (GO): mitochondrion; membrane
Molecular function (GO): FAD binding; D-arabinono-1,4-lactone oxidase activity
Source: RefSeq, a predicted model, not a curated record
AUGUCCGAGAUGACCAGCAUCCCCCCUCCAGCCGGUCUGCAAGACAUCGACACUGACCAGCUCAAAAAGCUCCUGAGGCCGAUCAGAUCAACCUCCGAAAACAGCAGGGCACACUUUCAGAAUUGGUCUGGUGAAUUCAAGGCGAAUCCGUUGGCGAUCUUCAAGCCGGUGGAUGAGCAUCAAAUCAAAUUAAUCUUGGAGCUUUGUCGGAGGGAAUCGAGGACGAUUCGUUGCUUUGGCUCUGGUCAUAGUCCUAGUGAUCUGGCUUGUUCUGAUGACUAUAUGAUGAACUUGGAUUGGAUGAGUGGCUUAAUUGAGGUGGAUCAAAGUACGAAAACCAUCGAGGCGUGGGCUGGCACUCGUUUAAAAGAUUUCAUUCGACUCUCGCAUCAACACAAUCUGAGCUUAUCAGUGCUUGGCUCGAUCUCGGAGCAAUCGAUCGGUGGAGCUAUCUCAACAGCGAUCCAUGGCUGUGGCUACGACUACGGAUGUUUCUCAACCUAUGUCGAGUCCUUGACUUUGAUUCUUGCUGAUUCAAGCCAAGUCACUGUGAAUGAAUCAGAAGGAAAAGAGCUCUUUCAAGCCACUCUGUGCGGCUUAGGACUCACUGGAGUGAUCACUAGAGUCAAGCUCCGAUGUGAAGACUCAUUUAACCUCGAGGAGACAACCUAUGCGAUCCCGUUCGAUAUAUUUGUAAAUAACUACGAUCGGAUUGCUAGAAGCGCUGAACAUGUGAGAAUGUAUUGGUAUCCGCAAGUUGAUCAAGUGAAGGUAGAAAAAUUGAAUCGGACGACAAAACCAAGGGACCAAGACACUUGGAGAACGCUUCUACGUGACAAGCUCAUGGGAUGCUUUCAGUGGUAUAUCCAGCCGGCGAUCCUUCUACUUACGAGGUACCUACCGGACAUCACCGAUUCUUACAUGACAGCAUGCUAUCACUUGCUAAAUCAACCGACCGUAUCGAUCGAAGAAACCGAAGCCGGAGCGAUUGACAUGGACACUCUAGACGAGUUGAUCAAACUUGAAACGCUUAAACGAUCACCAAAACCUCGGAUCAACACUAGCGCGAGCGUGUUUAACUUCGAUUGUGGACCACCCCAUCAUACCUAUGAAGGUGCGAUUCCUUACGAGCUCACGGCAGAGGCAUUAAGAGAAUUCCGCUCGUUCUUACUUGCGGAAAGUCGAAAGGUUGGAGGUGGACUUAAGAUGCAUUUCCCAAUGGAAAUCCGACCAGUGGCCGCUGAUGGAAUUUGGUUAUCUCCUUCUUGCGGCCAAAGAGUUACUUAUCUUGGUAUCGUACAAUUCAAAGCAUUUGGGAUGGAGAUCAAUGGGCAGUACAAAAAUCUAUUCAAGGCAUUCGAGAAGAUUUUACAAACCAACUAUUACCUACGACCUCACUGGGCGAAAAAACAUUCACAAACGUUCAAGAGUUUGGAAAAGUUGUAUGGAUCAAGCAAUAACAACUUCCAACGGUUUUUGGAUGUAAGGAAUCAAGUAGAUCCCCACUUUAGGUUUCUGAAUCAUUACGUUUUUAGACAUUUUGUCAAAAAUAAUCAUCAGAUCGGUGACGCUGAAUGUGACGAGGACCAAGCAGAAUGA